UUUUCCUCCCCGCUUCCCCUCUCUUCCGGCGGCGGCGGCGGCGGCGGCGGCGAUGCAGCAGGCGGCCUUCCUCGCCCGCCCGCUCCGGCCGGGCCCGCGCCACCAGCUGGGGUGGGCGUGGGCGGAGGCUAGCGUGACGGCCGGGGGGCGGCUGCGGCUCUCGCGUUGCUCCGCGAGCCUCUCGGUCGGCGCCGCCGGCGGUGGCCACGGUGAUGAGCACGCCCCAUUGUUCUCAAGGCAGCAAGCAUGGGAUCCCUACAAAAUUCUUGGUGUUGAUCAUGAUGCAUCUGAAGAAGAGAUCAGGAGUGCAAGAAAUUUUCUUCUUAAGCAAUAUGCUGGGCAUGAAGAGACCGAAGAGGCAAUUGAAGGCGCUUAUGAAAAAAUAAUAAUGAAAAGCUACUCACACCGUAAGAAAUCCAAGAUUAAUCUAAAAAGCAAGAUAAAAAAGCAAGUCGAGGAAUCCCCUUCAUGGUUUAAGGCAAUGCUUGUAUUCUUUGAGGUGCCAUCCGCAGAGAUUAUUUCAAGAAGGCUCGCUCUUUUUGCUUUUAUUGCUGGGUGGAGCAUUGUAACCUCCGCUGAGACCGGUCCAACUUUCCAGCUUGCACUAUCAAUCGUCUCGUGUAUAUACUUUCUCAACGAGAAGAUGAAGAAUCUUUCCAGGGCGUCUGCGACAGGGUUUGGAGUUUUUGUGGGUGGCUGGAUUAUGGGAUCUCUGCUUGCCCCAAUGGUUCCAGCAUCUGCUGUCCCGCAUACUUGGUCCAUUGAGCUCCUUUCUUCACUGGUGGCUUACGUUUUCUUGUUCUUGGGUUGCACUUUCCUCAAGUGAAAUUUCUGUCAACAGCCUGGCAACAGGGGUGGUGGUGUUAGAGUUAUAGUUCCCAAUCAAAUCGAUGCUCUUUUUGACCAUUCCAUAGUCUGGAAUUCGUAGCAGCCUUUAUUCACCUUGUCUUUUAGGAUGCGUCCCUGUAGGAAAAAUAUGUAAGUGAAAACUGCUGCCUCGGUGAAAACAUACAGCAUAGAAAUUUAUUUUUUUUCUUUUUUUUUUAAAAAAAUCACGUUUAGAGAAUAUUGAUAUUGAGGCCUUACAUAACUUGAAGAUCUAUCGGACUCAACUUGGUUUAUGAGACCUUUUAUUUUAUUUUGGCAAUUUCAUAUGUUCCAUUUCAAAUACGCCUUGAUUGAGUUGCAACUUGCAAGGAUGUAACAUUUGCCUAACCGGGAUGGUUAUUUUAAACAAGAAAUGGAUCUCAACGAAUUUCGUGUGGAUCUGAAUGACAAGCUACAUCCAGAGUUUCAGUUAGCUGGUGUUGGAAAACGAUCCGCUGUUUUUGCACAGUCCAUUGGACAGCAACUUUUGAGGAU
Oryza brachyantha (malo sina) is the source of this 1362-nucleotide messenger RNA. RefSeq names its product protein CHAPERONE-LIKE PROTEIN OF POR1, chloroplastic-like. The record is from RefSeq and is a predicted model, not a curated record. Gene Ontology annotation, cellular component: chloroplast membrane. The coding region runs from base 53 to 826 and encodes 257 amino acids. The transcript is spliced from 5 exons. Lineage: Eukaryota; Viridiplantae; Streptophyta; Magnoliopsida; Poales; Poaceae.